Linum tenue is the source of this 1797-nucleotide messenger RNA. NCBI's taxonomy places the organism in Eukaryota, Viridiplantae, Streptophyta, Magnoliopsida, Malpighiales, Linaceae. The record is from the annotation of a GenBank genome assembly.
AUGAGGAACACGAUGAUCCUCAACAGCAGCAUCAGCCAUCGAAACUGGCCCAGGUUUCAGCGGCCAAGAACAGCCUGUACGACUGAUUUUGCUUGUUCUUCUGCUUUUCUGGCUUUGACUUACUCAUCUUGCUCUGGGUGGAAUCCAACUACUCCUGGUACGUCAAAUUCUGCUACUUUCAUAAACGUUGAUGAUGCUUUGGCUUCUUUUGAAUUGAUGGUCUGCAUGAAUCCCAAGCCUUCUACUGCGAGAUUUGGUCAGGUAUUGUCCUAUCUUCUGAAAAUGAACGUCCCCCAUGCUGCCUUCUCUGUAUCUAGAUCAAUGGAAUUGGCUGGAAUUCCACACAAUGAGUACACACUCAACAUGUUGAUUCAUUGCUUGUGUAAAUUAGGCCGUGCGGAUGUUGGCUUUUCAGUUUUGGGUAAAGCUUUUAAACUGGGAGUUCAACCUGAUGUUGUCACCUUCGGUACACUGACUAAUGGGCUCUCUAAAGAUGGAAAACUUGCUCGGGCUGUGAAGUUGCUUGAUAAAAUAAGGAUGUUGGGAUAUCAACCCGAUGUGUACACAUACACCCCAAUCAUCAAUGGACUAUGCAAAGCAGGACAAGCAAAUGCGGGUUUUGAAUUGCUCGAGAAAAUGGAAGAUUUGGGUUGUCAACCUGACGUUUCUAAUUAUAGCACAAUCAUUGACAGCUUCUGUAAGGAAGGGUUGCUAUGCAAAGCCUUAGAUGUGUUUUCCAGAAUGAAGGGAAGAAAAGUUUCGCCAAAUGUGGUCACUUAUAGCUGCUUGAUUCAUGGACUGUGCAUCUCAAGGCAACAUAAUGAAGCUAUGAUGUUGUUGAAUGAAAUGAUAGAAAAGAACGUCAUGCCUAACGUUUAUACCUUCAACAUACUGGUCGACGCUUUUUGUAAGAUGGGAAAUCUGAUGAAAGCUAAAGUUGUAGUCAAAAUGAUGAAUCGAAGAGGUAUGCUUCCAGAUGUUGUGACUUAUAAUUGCUUCAUUCAUGGUCUAUGUAUUUCAGGCCAAGAGAAUAAAGCUAUGAAGCUGUUGGAUGAAAUGAUAGAAAAGAACAUCAUGCCGAAUGCAUAUACCGUCAGCAUACUGGUUGAUGCUUUUUGUAAGAAAGGAAAUGUGUUGGAUGCUAAAGCUGUAGUCAAAAUGAUGAUUCAAAGAGGCCUGCUUCCAGUUUCCAUCACAUACAAUUCAUUGAUGAAUGGGUAUCGCAUGCGGAACGAAUUAGACAAGGCGCGGAGGGUAUUUGAUUCUAUGGGCCGCACGGGAUGCAAGCCUAAUGUUUACAAUUAUUGCAUUAUGAUUGAUGGAUAUUGCAAAAAUGAAAGGAUAGAGGAAGCCGAGCAGUUAUUUAAUGAUAUGAUUGAGAAGAAUGUGUCUCCCGACACGUUUACAUAUAAUACUCUCAUGAAUGGAUAUUGCCUUACAGGAAGGCUUGAAGAUGCACGAGAGCUUCUCAAGAAAAUGUGCUGUCAAGGUUUCUCCCCGGAUGUUGUGACGUAUAGUAUUUUGCUUAUUAAUUUGUGCAACCAAGGCUAUCUUGACGAAGCAUUGGCUCUAUUUGAAGCAAUGAAAAGUAAAAGGUUGAAGCCCGAUGUUCAUAUGUAUAACUUCUUUAUUGCUGAUCCACUUGAAGCUGGGGAUCUUAUCCAAGAAAUGUGGUCCAAGGGUUUCGCAGCUGAUACAACCACACUAUCCUUGCUGAUGGAUUUGACGUCGAAAAAUCAGCUGAAUCAUGCACUCGUCAGAAAGCUGCUUGGUGAUUCUGGAAUGGCUAGUAAGUAG